This is a messenger RNA of Etheostoma spectabile (orangethroat darter), 3606 nucleotides long. RefSeq names its product DNA topoisomerase Ia (gene top1a). The transcript is spliced from 21 exons. Gene Ontology annotation, molecular function: DNA binding; DNA topoisomerase type I (single strand cut, ATP-independent) activity. The coding region runs from base 171 to 2417 and encodes 748 amino acids. Gene Ontology annotation, biological process: DNA topological change; DNA replication; chromosome segregation. The record is from RefSeq and is a predicted model, not a curated record. Gene Ontology annotation, cellular component: nucleolus; chromosome. Lineage: Eukaryota; Metazoa; Chordata; Actinopteri; Perciformes; Percidae.
GAGCUACGACUCUACCAUUUAAAUUGAUGCGCAUGCGCAUUGGUGUACAAUUGGGACUUCAUCUCUUACACAACUGUGUCUUUCUUCAUUCUGUCUGUAUCUCCUCGCCGGUGUGUGGUAACCCUACUCGUUACCCUUUUUUGAUUUUUCAAUCAAACAACGUUUAGGAAAUGAGUGGGGACCAUUCCCACAGUGAGGACCAGAUUGACGGUGGGUCUCGUUUCAAUGACUCUCACAAGCAUAAAGACAAGUAUAAAGAGAAGGAACACAAACAUAAGGACCACAAGAAGGAUAAAGAACGGGAGAAGUCAAAGCAUGGCAAUAGCAAUCACAAGGACUCGUCUGACAAAAAACACAGAGACAAGGAGAAGGAAAAGAUGAAGCACAAAGAUGGCAGCACAGACAAAUACAAGGACAAGCACAAGGAGAAAAAGAUGAAGUCCAUUGAUGUUAAAGUCAAAAAGGAGAAUGGCUUUGCCAGCCCUCCACAAGUGAAGUCUGAGCCUGAGGAUGGCUUUUACCACUCUCCUAAAAAUGAGAAGUCCCUAAAAAGGGAAAGGGACGAUGAUAAUGACUCUGAAUUCAAGCCCAAAAAAAUUAAGACUGAAAAUGACAAGAAGGCCAAGAAAAGGAAACAAGAUGAGGACAUUAAGCCAAAAAAGACAAAAAACAAAAGAGAAGUCACUGAUGGAAAAAAGAAAGCAAAGAAAGAGCCAGAAGAGAAGUGGAAAUGGUGGGAAGAAGAGAGAUACACAGACGGCAGCAAAUGGAAGUUUCUGGAACACAAAGGGCCAGUAUUUGCACCGCCGUAUGAGCCUCUUCCUAGUCAUGUAAAAUUUUACUAUGAUGGUAAGCCCAUGAAGCUCAGCCCAGAGGCAGAAGAGGUUGCCACAUUCUUUGCCAAAAUGCUUGACCAUGAGUACACCACAAAAGACAUCUUCCGCAAAAACUUCUUUAAAGAUUGGAGGAAGGAAAUGACUGCAGAGGAAAAAGCUAAGCUCACAGAUUUGAAGAAGUGCAACUUCACUGAAAUGAGUGAAUACUUCAAGGCUCAGUCGGAAGCCAGGAAGGCCAUGACAAAGGAUGAGAAACUGAAAAUAAAGACGGAGAAUGAGCGCCUCUUGCAAGAGUAUGGCUUCUGCAUCAUGGACAACCAUAGGGAGCGUAUUGCUAACUUCCGCAUUGAGCCCCCAGGGCUGUUCCGCGGCCGUGGAGACCAUCCUAAGAUGGGCAUGCUGAAACGGCGCAUCAGGCCUAAAGACAUCAUCAUCAACUGCAGCAAGGAUUCCAAGCACCCAGAGCCUCCCCCAGGCACUAAGUGGAAAGAGGUUCGCCAUGACAACAAGGUGACAUGGCUGGUGUCGUGGACGGAGAACAUUCAAGGCUCCAUCAAAUACAUUAUGCUGAACCCCAGCUCUAGGAUCAAGGGAGAGAAGGAUUGGCAGAAGUAUGAAACGGCUCGUAGACUGAAGAAAUGUGUGGACCGUAUCAGAAACCAGUACCACGAAGACUGGAAGUCUAAGGAGAUGAGGAUCAGACAGAGGGCUGUGGCACUCUACUUCAUCGACAAGCUGGCUCUAAGAGCGGGUAAUGAGAAGGAGGAAGGAGAGACUGCGGACACCGUGGGCUGCUGCUCGCUGAGAGUUGAACACAUCAAACUCUAUCCAGAGAACGACGGUCAGGAGUAUGUGGUGGAGUUUGACUUCCUGGGUAAAGACUCCAUCCGCUACUACAACAAAGUCCCAGUGGAGAAAAGGGUAUUUAAGAAUCUUCAGUUGUUUAUGGAGAACAAGGAGCCUGACGAUGAUCUGUUUGAUCGCCUUAAUACUUCUGUUCUGAACAAGCAUCUUCAGGAGCUGAUGGACGGUCUGACAGCCAAAGUCUUCCGUACCUACAACGCCUCAAUCACCCUGCAACAGCAGUUAAAGCAGCUCACAAGUGCGGAUGAGAACAUUCCAGCCAAGAUCUUGUCCUACAACAGGGCCAACAGGGCUGUGGCUAUCCUGUGUAACCAUCAGAGGGCUCCACCAAAGACAUUUGAGAAGUCUAUGCAGAAUCUGCAGACUAAGAUUGAUGCUAAAAGAGAUCAGCUUUCUGAUGCCAAGAGAGAACUUAAGAGCGCCAAAGCGGACGCCAAAGUACGGAGAGAUGAAAAAUCAAAAAAAGCUGUGGAGACCAAGAAGAAGGCGGUCCAGAGAAUAGAGGAGCAACUGAUGAAGCUGGAGGUGCAGGCGACCGAUCGCGAAGAGAACAAGCAGAUUGCUCUCGGCACUUCCAAGCUCAACUAUUUGGACCCUCGCAUUUCUGUGGCUUGGUGUAAGAAGUGGGACAUUCCAGUGGAGAAGAUCUACAACAAAACCCAGCGUGAGAAGUUUGCCUGGGCCAUCGACAUGGCAGAUGAAGACUUUGAAUUUUAAAUCCCAAUAUGUGGUUUAAACUAUGAUACACUUUUUCUUUUUUUUUUUAUCGGAUACUUGUUCUUUUAGCUAAAUCGACUUUUGCUCGACGGCCAGACCUGAUCAGGAAUUUCAGACAGCAGAGACACGGUAAGACGAGAUGAUGAGGCCAUAAUGAAGUGGCAGGAUGGUGUUGUGGGUAGUCUAAACAUCUGAUCUGAGAUCAGGCAUCAAGGCUGAACUACACCCACAACUGAGCAUCAAGGCAUAGUCCCAGUAAUUGGAAGACCUUUUUACCUUGUCUCCCUCCCGUCUCAAGGACACAACCUGACGAUGCCUACACUUUGAACUCUGUGGUCCUAGCUACUGUAUUCAGCAAAAAAAAAUGUUUUCAUUUGAUUUUCUCUGUUCACUUGCUUUGUAUUUUAGCCCUUCUAUGUAUUAAUGAAUUCUAUAUUUUAAUAGACAAAGUUAAAUCGAAUGAUCUUCUUAACUACACCAUGCGCCUUUUUAAGGAAAUGGAUAUGUGAGCUCUACUUCGUGUGUGUGCGUGCGCACAUGGGUGUAUGAGGGGGCUCGGCCAUGAAAUUGUUUGGGUGGAUAUUUUAAACUGGACUAUGUUGAAUUGUUUAGCAUGAAAGACUGUCUGGGCAGGCAAAGGGGAAAAUACUGCAACCAUGUCAAUAUUUACUUAAGCAAGCAGAAUGUGAAUAUUUAGUUUUACAGCCUCCAUCAGGGACUUCUUUUCAGUGUAAAUGUGAACCAAUCAUUUUAAUCCUUUAGUCGCAAGCAUCCUCUGAAUCCUUCUGCAUAGUUUUGUCUACAUCGAUUUUUAACUUAAUUUAAUAAUUGUCUCAAGAAAAAAAAAUCCCAUAUCUGUUACUUGAAGAUGAUGUAUUUAAAGUCAUUAAAUGGAAAGUGUUUUUCUUCCCCGACGGAUAUGUGAGGGAUAUCAACUUUGCCAAAAAAAAUCACCAAUCUGUUACAAUUUUAGACAGGUUUUUUAAUCGUGUAAAGAUUGAGGAUGAAAUAAUGUAACAUUUAAUGUGAAUUCAGUUCAUUUUAUUCCACUUUUAUGAUAGGACAAUUGUAAGUAGCUGUAAAGUCAACAUCCUAUUCCUGUUUUACCUUUUGUCAUAGCCUUUGAUCAUGUUUUCUUUAGUUUUAUGCUCAUUGUAGGUUGAGAAAAAAAUAAAACCCUACAAGUAAA